CGCGUUCUUAUAUUAAAACGAACUCCCUCUUUGGCUUCUUAUAGCAACGUACAGCAUUUUGCUUUUUGUUAUAUUCAACACUUUGAGACCACUUUCUCUGCUAGUUUCAGCUUUGGAAAUUUCACCAUUUAUAAGAGUGAAGGUGUUUUGACGCUGUGAGGCGUCAGGAUUUCAGUGAGAAUCAAAUUAGCUGGUAAAAGGGGGAAAGAUGGAUUACGUCUAUGGACCAGGAAGGAACCAUUUGUUUGUUCCAGGGCCUGUCAAUAUUCCAGAACCAGUUAUUCGAGCAAUGAAUCGGAACAAUGAGGAUUACCGUUCUCCAGCUGUUCCAGCUUUAACCAAAACCCUUCUUGAGGAUGUCAAAAAGAUUUUCAAGACAACUACAGGAACUCCUUUUCUAUUCCCAACCACAGGUACUGGUGCAUGGGAGAGUGCACUCACCAACACAUUAUCUCCUGGAGAUCGAACUAUUUCUUUCCUGAUUGGACAAUUCAGCUUGCUUUGGAUUGAUCAGCAGCAGCGCCUUGGCUUCGAUGUUGAUGUAGUCGAAAGCCAGUGGGGUCAAGGUGCCAACCUUGAUAUUCUUGCAUCAAAACUUGCAGCGGAUUCAGCACAUACCAUUAAGGCUGUCUGCAUUGUCCAUAAUGAGACAGCUACUGGAGUCACCAACGACUUGGCCAAAGUGAGAAAAAUACUUGAUGACUACAGGCAUCCAGCUCUGUUUCUUGUUGAUGGAGUGUCCUCCAUAUGUGCUCUUGAUUUCCGUAUGGACGAAUGGGGCGUAGAUGUGGCUUUAACUGGCUCUCAGAAGGCUCUUUCCCUUCCUACGGGGAUGGGUAUUGUCUGUGCAAGCCCCAAAGCUCUUGAAGCAUCAAAAACUGCGAAAUCAGUUAGGGUGUUCUUCGACUGGAAGGACUAUUUGAAGUUCUACAAAAUGGGAACAUUUUGGCCAUACACCCCUUCCAUUCAGUUGCUUUAUGGACUUAGAGCAGCUCUUGAUCUCAUUUUUGAGGAAGGACUGGACAAUGUGAUUGAAAGGCAUGCUCGUCUUGGCAAGGCAACAAGGCUUGCUGUGGAGGCAUGGGGCUUGAACAACUGUACCCAAAAGGAGGAAUGGUUCAGUGACACGGUGACUGCUGUCCUUGUUCCUCCAUAUAUUGACAGCACAGAAAUUGUUAAGAGGGCAUGGAAAAGAUACAAUUUGAGCUUGGGUUUGGGUCUUAACAAAGUUGCUGGAAAGGUAUUCAGAAUAGGGCAUCUUGGCAACCUAAAUGAGUUGCAACUACUGGGUUGUCUAGCUGGAGUGGAGAUGAUACUGAAGGAUGUGGGUUACCCAGUCAAGCUGGGAAGUGGAGUAGCAGCAGCCUGUGCUUACCUGCAGAACAACAUCCCACUAAUCCCUUCCAGAAUCUGAUUGAUGUUCAUGUCCCUUCCAGUAUAGUUAUUCUUUUUUUCCUUUCUUUCGCACUUUUUCACUUCAAAGAACUCUGUAAAAUAUUCAUAAUCUUUUCUUCUGCUCGUACUCUUUCGAGGUUCAGAUAAUCUUCUAUGUAAAUCUUUGCUGCUUAGUUAUCCUGUUCCUGAACCAGUCUUCAACUAUAUAAUAUCCCCUCUAAUAGUUGCCUUCUA
Ricinus communis (castor bean) is the source of this 1629-nucleotide messenger RNA. RefSeq names its product serine--glyoxylate aminotransferase. The transcript has 6 exons. The record is from RefSeq and is a predicted model, not a curated record. Gene Ontology annotation, cellular component: peroxisome. The coding region runs from base 209 to 1414 and encodes 401 amino acids. Lineage: Eukaryota; Viridiplantae; Streptophyta; Magnoliopsida; Malpighiales; Euphorbiaceae. Gene Ontology annotation, molecular function: L-alanine:glyoxylate transaminase activity; L-serine:pyruvate transaminase activity.